Messenger RNA from Cynara cardunculus var. scolymus (artichoke), 1752 nucleotides. RefSeq lists its product as uncharacterized. Gene Ontology annotation, biological process: arachidonate secretion; phospholipid metabolic process. The coding region runs from base 994 to 1560 and encodes 188 amino acids. NCBI's taxonomy places the organism in Eukaryota, Viridiplantae, Streptophyta, Magnoliopsida, Asterales, Asteraceae. The transcript is spliced from 4 exons. Gene Ontology annotation, molecular function: A2-type glycerophospholipase activity. The record is from RefSeq and is a predicted model, not a curated record.
AGUCGGUGAGCUUCCGACCCCCUCCUUCCUCCUUUUAUCCAUUCCCGAUCCUAAUUUCUUCACCCAGUAUCCCAAUUUUUCUGAUGAUCAGCUGUUCCACUACCCAAUUAUUGCUGAGUUGCUGCGUUUCGACGUGGAAAUGCUAACGCUUAGGUGCGAUUUGGGAUGGCUUUGUCAUCUUCGAUAUACAAGUUCAGAUGUAACAGUUACAAUUCAGGAACCAAAGAGAAGGUCAGGAGGAGAGGUAGAGGGGGGUUAAAAUUGACAUGAAUAAAGUAGCAAAGUGAUAAUUUUGAGGUCUAUAUGUAGAAGCUCAUCCCAAGAUAUUGCUUAUGGUGCGACACCAUAAGAGGUGUAACUCUGUAAUUUCAUUGUUAGACUUCCCAAACUAGUUUGGCAUAAUAUUCUUGUUGAUGUUAUCUUAGUAAUGCUAGGAGGGUAGUUGUGGAACUAAGGGGUGUAAUAUCGUUGAAUUGAAUAAAUAAUUAAAUCAAAGAAAAACACUUUGAAAAGAUAACUGACAGCAGAAUAAGAUAUCAAAUUGAUACAAAAUAUUGUUAUUAAGAUUUACACAACUUAGGUUGGUAUGUGCCAGUGGGAUGAAAACAGAAUUUUAUCUAGUUUCAUUCAAUGUUAAAAGAAUCAUAGUUACGAAAUCCAAUUACAAUGAUUUACCGAAAGAAGAGAUUUAAAUUUUCCUCUAUUUAUCACAUAUGUAAUAGUAGCACAUAUACGAAACAUGUUUAGCAUGUUGAAGAUUGCUUCCACCUUUUCCUUCUUAGCGUGCACUUUUUUAUUUCGUUUUCAAUCUUAUUAUUUCUCUUUAUAUGAAGAAUGGCCAACCUUCAUGCUUUGUCUGUGCUUUUGUCUGCAUUUUCUUUGUCAAAAUUUUGUUCCUUGACUUCCAAUUCACCCAAUGCACUCCUUUCACCUAGAUGUCCAAGUUAGCAAGUUGGUGUUUUUGUUUAGGCAUAUUUCUAAAAGCCACCGUUAAUGAGUAUCCCUGAAGAAGUUAAAAGGGUGCAUGUACGCUUUAUUUUGCUGUUACUCUUUCUCCAUAAGGUCUAUUGCUGUUUUCAUUUGGAUACCAAGUCCUUGACGUCAUUAUUUAGGCCGUAUGUUUGCAAGGUUCCAUGGCACACAGGUCCAAGAGCGUUCCUUUCUCAGUUGUUUCCACGAUAUGGGCAUUACUGUGGACCAAAUUGGUCAAGUGGGAAAGACGGAGGGUCUCUACUUUGGGAUAAGCGUCCAAUUGAUUGGCUCGAUUAUUGUUGCUAUUGUCAUGAUAUCGGUUAUGAUACUCAUGAUCAAUCGGAGCUUCUCAAGGCGGAUUUGGCAUUCCUCGAGUGCUUGGAGAGGCCUCAUAUGGCUACAAAAGGGGAUAUUCGUGUCGCUCAUCUUUAUAGGACGAUGUGUGUAUCAGGUUUGAGAAAUAUACUGAUACCGUACAGGCAGCAUGUGGUCAAACUAAAGACGGGUCAAUUAUCUCUUGGGUUUGGAUGGCUCGGGAAUAUGAAAUGGAAAGGAUGGAACGCCCAAGAGGAAGCCAGUGCCAGGUAGACUGGUGCAGCGUCGAUCCGGUAUGUAAGAACCGUAUAUAUAUCAUGUGUAUGUAUAGGUAAUACGUAUGUAAAAUGUUGUGAUUAGAUGUCCGAAUGGUACCGCUUAUUUUAAAUCGUCGUUUUUACUAGUCUAAACUUGGCAAAUCCAUCCUCAGGAGAUGCAGCUAAUAAAAACAUGUCUGUUUAUAUC